This is a messenger RNA of Cebus imitator (Panamanian white-faced capuchin), 2645 nucleotides long. RefSeq names its product transcription factor YY2. The coding region runs from base 102 to 2021 and encodes 639 amino acids. Gene Ontology annotation, cellular component: transcription regulator complex; PcG protein complex. Gene Ontology annotation, molecular function: DNA-binding transcription factor activity, RNA polymerase II-specific; RNA polymerase II cis-regulatory region sequence-specific DNA binding. Gene Ontology annotation, biological process: regulation of transcription by RNA polymerase II; proteolysis. The transcript has 7 exons. The record is from RefSeq and is a predicted model, not a curated record. Lineage: Eukaryota; Metazoa; Chordata; Mammalia; Primates; Cebidae.
UUUGCGCCUCACUCCCUUCAGCCUUCUUUUUCCCACGGUCUUCUAGUUGCCUACAAACUGCGGAGGCACCAGUAGCUAAGGCUGCUACCUAACUCUCAGCCAUGGCUUCAAACGAAGAUUUCUACGUCACACAAGACUCGGAGGUCCCGGUAGAUCUCAAGGACAUCAAUGUGGAGCCCCUUCCUAUGGAGGACAUUCCGAUGGAAAGCAUUCAGUACGAGGAUCUUGCUGGCAGUUGGGUCCACGGUGGCCACAACCACCCGCCUCUGCUCACGGUGCAGCCGCUCUUCGGGAACAUGGGCUAUGGCGACCACGACCAGGAAAUGAUCAUGGUGCAGACACAAGAGGAAGUGGUGAACUACUGCAGUUCAGGCAGCGUGCCAGGCAAUGAUACCGAGGACCAGUUGGUCAUGCCGGAUAGCAGUGAAGAUGAGCACUUCCAGCAGACCCUGGCCUCUCUGGCAGCCUCGGCGGCAUCGACAUCAACACAGAGCCGCAGCAGAAAGCGCAGCAGAAAGCCCAGCCAAAAGGCCAGCAACAGCGGUGCCACCAGCACUGAGGCCAAGCCGGCAGACAGCAGCCCCAACGAGGGUAACAAGAAGUGGGGGCAGAAGCAAAUGCAGAUCACGACGCUCGGGGGUGAGUUUUCCGUGACUAUGUGGUCCCCUAGUGAUAACAAUGACAAAGGGAGAGUGGGUGAAGGCCGGGCUGAUAACUCACCUGAUUAUUCCGAGUACUUGAAAGGGAAAAAACUUCCUCCUGAAGGAUUACCAGGAAUCGAUCUCUCAGAUCCCAAACAGCUGGCAGAAUUUACUAAAAUGAAGCCCAAAAGGUCCAAAGAAGAACCUCCCAAAACAGUCCCUUGCGCUCAUAUUGGCUGCGAAAAGAUGUUCAGGGAUUACGGCGCCAUGAGGAAACAUCUCCACAUCCACGGGCCCAGAGUCCACGUAUGUGCAGAAUGUGGCAAAGCUUUUAUUGAGAGCUCAAAGCUGAAACGACAUCAGCUGGUUCACACGGGCGAGAAACCCUUUCAGUGCACGUUCGAAGGUUGCGGGAAACGCUUUUCCCUUGAUUUCAAUUUGCGCACCCAUGUGCGCAUCCACACCGGCGACAAGCCCUUCGUGUGCCCUUUCGAUAUUUGCAAUAGGAGAUUCGCCCAGUCGACCAACCUGAAAACGCAUAUGUUAACGCAUGUGAAGAACAAAAACAGCCAUCCCCUUUUCAAUCAGCUGAAUGGGCGACUCUGCCUUCCCGGAGCUCCAAACGCCAACCAAAAGGGCACCCAGUCCCGCACACUCUGCACUGAGAACCGCUGCGCCGGGACACCGGCAAAACAGCCAUGCCGGCCAAAAGAGUCGCGCUGUCCCUUAGACACUAACUGCUAUGAUGGUAUCAAAUCUUCUAUUCAGACAUUAGGAAGAGGAAAAUUACCAUACAAACGGCUAGAUGGGUCAACCGAAUGCUGUAAUAAUCACAGCCUCACAGAUGUGUGCUUCUCCUACAGAAAUAAUUUUAAUAAGCGUUUGCAUACUUGUCUUCCUGCCCGGAAAGCAGUUGAAGCAACCCAAGUUUGUAGAACCAACAAAGACUGUGAAAAAAGCUCAAGUUCAAAUUUCUGUAUAAUACCUUCUUUGGAAACUCACACUCGCUUAAUAAAAGUGAAACACCCACCUCAAAUUGAUAUGUUAUACGUAGGACAUCCUCUGCAUCUUCACUACACAGUGAGCAUCACCAGUUUUAUCCCACGUUUCAACUUUCUAAGCAUAGAUCUGCCAGUGGUUGUGGAGACAUUUGUCAAAUACCUGAUUUCCCUCUCAGGAGCUCUGGCUAUUGUUAAUGCAGUACCCUGCUUUGCUUUGGAUGGACAAUGGAUUUUAAACUCUUUCCUGGAUGCCACCCUUACCUCAGUGAUUGGAGACAAUGAUGUCAAAGAUCUAAUAGGGUUUUUCAUCUUGCUGGGUGGCAGUGUACUUUUGGCUGCCAAUGUGACCCUGGGACUCUGGAUGGUUACAGCACGGUAAUGUUUGCACUCAUAUGGCAGAAACCCUGAAUUACAGUAUACAGCUAUGUGGUAAUAUCCAUUGCCAUUGAAAUUCUUGGUAUGAAAUAUAAAGUGUUUCCUUAAAAUUACAUCCUUGCCAACAACCCUGAGCUCCUCCCAUAUCCAGAGUACCCAAACUCUGCAGUAGAAGAUAAGCAGAAGAAAUGAAAGGCAUAGUCCCUGACUACAUUCUAAUUUAGAGACUGAAUGUACCCAGUUGCUUGUGGAAUAAUAUCUUAACAGGUGCAAAUUCAUGCAAUACCAUUUCGUGUGAUUACAUAUUGUGUUGAAAUAGUAUAAAGGAGAAUAGAACUGGGUGCAAUUAAUAGGGAAACACUUCUUACAAAAACAUCGUUAAUCAAAAUCUGAAGGAGAUUAGACUUUGGCCAAGUGGAAGGAUGACCAUUUUCUUGGCCUGAAUCUCUUGUCCUUUGUCUUGUUUGAAAAGUAUUUUAAAAUUUAAUGGUGUAUUAUUUUGUGCUCUGAAAGCUGAGGUCUGAUUAUAAUUAGUAAAAUUCUAUAGAAGAGUCUGCUGAUGUGAAAGGGAAAAAUCUUUGUUAAAUGAUACCAAAUAAAUGAACAAAAUAGGAAGUAAGACCUAUGA